Molecule: messenger RNA, 1800 nt
Organism: Dissoconium aciculare CBS 342.82
Lineage: Eukaryota; Fungi; Ascomycota; Dothideomycetes; Mycosphaerellales; Dissoconiaceae
Product: MFS general substrate transporter
Exons: 3
Coding region: 156-1667 (503 amino acids)
Biological process (GO): transmembrane transport
Molecular function (GO): transmembrane transporter activity
Source: RefSeq, a predicted model, not a curated record
CGGUGGUGUGUAAAAAUAUCAUAGGAUAGAUACAAUUGAAUUUAUUGCAAAGCUGAGAAGUGGUUUACACUUUGUUGUGCAUGUGUGGACGACUCGCAGCUCUCAAGAAUUCGGCACGGUGAAGGAAACCGCACGGCGUCCGCUGGGAGGCCAGGAUGGCACAACAAACUCGUGCCGGCGAACGUCAGCCUUUACUACAAGACAAUCAACAACGACUACACCAGGAUGGAUACCAAAACCAGCAUCAAGAUCAAGAGGAGCAUCACGAAGAUGUCGACUCCAAAGAACUCAGCUUUGCCAAAGAUGACCCAGAGAACCCGCGCGCAUGGUCUUACCGGACGAAGAUGAUCAACGUAUUUCUCAUCGCGAACAUGGCCAUCCUCGCGCCUCUGGCAUCUUCCAUGUUCGCUCCGGGAAUUAAUGAGAUCGCUGAAGGUCUGCAUACCUCCGUGGAGAGUGUCAUUGCAUGCACUACAGCACAUGUUGUAUGUCAAGGUAUUGGACCAUUGAUUCUUGCACCACUUUGUGAGACGUUCGGGCGAAGGAAGUUAUAUCUUGUUUGCUUCGGUGUCUUUGCUCUCUUACAGAUUCCUUCCGCUCUGGCACCGAAUAUCGGGACGCUCAUUGCUAUGCGGACCUUGAGUGGCUUCUUUGGGAGUGUUGGUGUAUCGAAUGGUGGUGGGACAUUGAGCGAUAUGUUCGUGCCCAGCGAGCGUGCUGGGGUAUUUGGAUGGUAUCUAAUCGGGCCACUUUUGGGUCCUUGCAUUGGGCCGGCCCUGGGUGGUAUCAUCGUACAACGUCUGGGCUGGAGAUGGGUAUUCUGGGUCUUGGCUUUGAUUGCCACGGCUGUCACCCUCCUGGCAUAUUUCUUCCUGCACGAAAGCUACGCCCCCGUCCUGCUCUUCCGACGCAAACGUCGUCUCGAAGCCGAGUCCUCCGACCCGGACAUCGAAUACUCCAUCAAAGGCCACGACACCAGUCCGCUCAAAGACAAACUCCUCCACUCCCUGAGUAGACCCUUCCGCAUCCUCUUCACGCCCAUCGUUCUCGUCAUGAGUACCUACCAAGCCGUCUGCUUUGCCACCGCAUACAGCAUCUUCACCAACCUCCAACGGAUCUACGGCGGAGAAUACGGCUUCACCAAUGAACAAGUCGGCUUCACCUCCUUCGGUCCCGGCCUGGGGUUUCUCACCGCAGUGUGGUUCAUUGUGCCACGCAUCGAUACCGUCUUCAACAAGCUCACCGCGAGGAACAACGGCGUAAGCAAGCCAGAGUACCGACUCCCUUUGGCGAACAUCGGCGGCGUCUUGCUUCCCGUGGGAUUAUUUUGGUUCGCAUGGACGGUUGAAACACAUCGUCCUUGGUACGUGACUUUGCUGGCGACGUAUUUCUUCGGAGUGGGCCAGGUUUCGAUUUUGAACUGCACGACGAAUUAUUACAUCGACUGUUUUGAAAAGUACGCCGCAUCCGCCAUCGCUGCCGGCGCCCUCUUUCGUGGCAUCGUCGGUGGUGUCAUUCCACUGUUCGUACCCAGCCUGAUCGAUGCGGUAGGGUUUGGAUGGGGAAUCAGUCUUUUUGCUUUCAUGUCUCUCGCGAUGGCGCCGGCGCCAUUGAUUCUGCUAAGAUAUGGCGAAGGGAUUCGGAAGAGAUUUCCCGUCAAAUUGUGAGAUGGAAGAUAAAGGGAAUUUGGCCGUGAGCAUGCGGAGAUUUUAGCGAUAGAUUUGAUCAUAUGUGAAUGUGGACUGUGAACUCCUUUCACUAGAUCCACCAGGUAAAAUAAUGAAGUAUGAGUUCCUUGUU